Messenger RNA from Cydia amplana, 1842 nucleotides. Its product is annotated as venom serine carboxypeptidase-like. Lineage: Eukaryota; Metazoa; Arthropoda; Insecta; Lepidoptera; Tortricidae. The record is from RefSeq and is a predicted model, not a curated record. Bases 146 to 1717 code for a protein of 523 amino acids. The transcript is spliced from 8 exons. Gene Ontology annotation, molecular function: serine-type carboxypeptidase activity. Gene Ontology annotation, biological process: proteolysis.
ACAAAAACGUCAGUGUGCGCUGAGUCGAGCCAUGAGGCGAUUGCGUGUUCGCGUGCGUGUGAAACUAGCUUAAAUGCUAUAUUUAACCAGUGCAGAUUAAAAACAAAGAAACUGUAGACUCUGAGCGAUAAAAAGAAAGUACAACAUGAUUAUUAGGACUGGGAUAGUCGUUUUGUGUGUAAGCAUCACCAUAGCAGCGAAUACGUUCAACGCAACACCGGCACUGAUGCUCUCCCCAUUUAUCAAACAAAAUCGCCUCCUGGAAGCAAGAAACGAAUCCUCAGUCAACAGCACACUCUUCCUUAACAUCACGAGCCAUGCCGGAUUCCUUACGGUUGACUCCUCGUAUAAUUCCAACAUGUUCUUCUGGUAUUUUCCCGUGGCUGGGAAACCGGUUAAUGAGACACCUUGGAUAAUUUGGUUGCAAGGAGGACCUGGGGCCAGUAGCUUGGCGGGGCUCUUCGAUGAAAUAGGACCGUUUGAGUAUGAUGAUGCGCAGUUGAAACGACGCCAGUGGUCAUGGGGUAACAACUACUCGCUGCUGUUCGUGGACAAUCCGGUGGGUGCCGGAUUCAGUUUCACCGACAAGCAAGACGGAUUCGUCAAGGAUAUGGAAACGUGCUCCAAAAAUCUCUACAACGCAAUACAGCAGUUCCUGACGAUCUUUCCCGAGCUAAGAACUGCGCCGCUGUACAUCGCUGGGGAGUCCUACGCCGGCCGCUACGUGCCGGCCUUCGGGUACAAGAUCUUGGAGGAGCAGCCUACGGGCAAUGCGUCUAUCAAUUUAAAGGGUCUCACGAUGGGCAACCCAAUCAUUGAUCGCAUUGACGCCGCGAACAUCUCGUCGGUGUACUAUCACUGGGGUUUACUUGAUACACAAGGCUUGCUCGCUGUCAAACCACUGCAAGAUAAAUACAGCCAGGCAGUAGAGCAGAACAACCUGCAAGAAGCUUGGAAUCUCCGCGAUCAACUCAACCAGUUGCUGUCAGACAUCUCCCAGCAACCCAACCACUUCAACCUGCUGAAGGAAUCAGGCAACCUUAGCGCUUUCACCGACUUCAUAGAUCAGCCUCACAUAAAGGAAGCUCUUCACGUUGGUACCAUACAGUUCACGUUCAACAAUGGAUCGGUGGACGGUGCUCUGAUGAAGGAUUUCCUUGGACCUAUUAGACCGAAGCUGGAAAAACUGCUAGAACAUUAUAAGAUUAUGGUUUACUGCGGUCAACUGGACCUGACAGCGCCAUGCGAGCUGGCCGCGGAUUCUCGGCGAAAGCACUGGCACUGGACUCACCGAGACGACUUCCUCAAGGCCCCGCGACGGCCCUGGGCGCUUAAUGGAACGUUGGCUGGUUACAUAAAAGAGGGCGGCGGUUUAACCGAGGUUCUGGUCCGCGGAGUAGGGCACCUGGUUCCCCUCGACGCUCCUGAAGCUUCGUACGCACUGCUCCGACACUUCAUCCAAGACGACGACCUAUCCAUACCCUCCGACUUCAAAGAUAAACCGGAAUAUACGCCGUCGUAUAUCGAUAAUCAACCUACAAAUCAGGCGACGCCAAGAAACAACGCGCUUAUAGCGUCAGUAGUGCUAAAUGUGCUCCUUAUAGUCUGCCUUAUUAGUGGUGUUAUCGUAUAUAUGAGAUUUAAGAGAAGAAGCGAGGCAUUUUUCUACAGCACCGUGGAGGACUCUAUAUCAGAUGGUAUUUUAACCAUGACGUGACAGGUGCUUGUUUUUAUUAUUGUUAUAUUUUAAUUUGAAUUACUGAUUAAUGUUGCCAAAAAAGUUAUCGUAAGAGAUCCUCUUUGUUAUUUCUAAAUUUUAUAAAAUUAUUAUGUUGUUUUUUU